Messenger RNA from Entrophospora sp. SA101, 4479 nucleotides. NCBI's taxonomy places the organism in Eukaryota, Fungi, Glomeromycota, Glomeromycetes, Entrophosporales, Entrophosporaceae. The record is from the annotation of a GenBank genome assembly.
AUGGUAAUGACUGGCGAACAAAAAGUUGAGGUUAAUCAGAGGAACUUGAUCGAUAAGGUUUUGGCAAGAUAUUCGGCAGAGUUCGUGAUAUAUAGGGAAUUGAUGCAGAAUUCAGACGAUGCCCAGGCCAAAACCGUCCAAAUAACAUUUGAAACCGACAAGUCAAAAAAAUGCAGACGAAUCAUAUUCAAGAAUAAUGGUUUCCUGUUUCGAGAUGAAGAUUGGAACAGGUUGAAAAAAAUCGCAGAGGGAAAUCCUGAUGUAGAAAAGAUUGGAGCAUUUGGAGUCGGAUUUUAUUCGUUGUUUUCAAUUUGUGAAGAGCCAUUCAUUUCGUCAGGUACACAAGGUAUGGCCUUUUAUUGGCGCAAUGAUCAGUUAUUUUCCAAAAUGGGUGGUAUAAAACAAGAUGACAUGAUUUGGACAACUUUUCUAAUGGAUACACGAAGAAAAGAAAAUUUACCUAAUAUAGGAUAUUUUGGACGUUUCUUAGCCACAUCAUUGGGCUUUACAAGAAAUCUUCGUAAAGUCAUUGUUUAUUUUAAUGAUACAGAAGUAAUUCAUCUGACAAAAGAGACCAAUAAAUCACUUUCAAUUAAUAUGGAUAUUGGACUAAACAAAUUUUCGCCAAAGAAUAUGUUCCGAUUAAAAUCUGUUGAUGUAUGUAAUGUUCGACUACAUUUUAGAGGAUUAAUUGGUCCUGAAAAAUCACAAAUAUCACAAUCCACUUCUCUGAAGAUUGCAUGUGGUAAUCUGGGUGUAGAUGUGUCUAAAUCUUUUAGUGAAGAGAUGGAAUUUGCUACUAAAAAAAAACCACCAAAUAACACAACAAUACAAAUGAUUUUUACUGGACACGAUGAACGCAAUUUGCCAGGAAAUUCUAAUAAAGAAAUAUUAAAUAUUUUUAAAGACCUAACACCAUUUCCUGAUCAAGGUAGAAUAUUCAUUGGAUUUCCAACCCAUCAAACCACAGGUUGUUCUGUGCACUUGGCAGCUCGAGUGAUUCCCACAGUUGAACGUGAAUCAAUAGAUUUAGUACAUAAGACUUUAUCAGUGUAUAAUAAGGAGAUGUUAUGUUCAGCCGGAAUUUUGGCUCGUAUAGUGUAUGAUGAUGAAAUGAAUCAAAUUUCAAGGCUAUGUAUGGAUAUUGACCCAAAAUUAUUAAACUCUGAUGAUAAACAAGAUAAAAAAGGUUUUGAAUAUUUACAGGAAUGUUCUGUACACAUUUUACAACACUUUACAUUCAAAACAAGCACGCCUAAUAAUAUGGUUGCAAAGAUCAUUGAAUCUCAAUUUUUUGACUGCACAAAAAAAUCGCUACAAAUUUUAUCUACUCAUGGUGUUCUGCCAAUUAAUUCCGUGCGGGUUCCAAAUAAAGAGGUGGUUUCAUUUAUCAAAACAAUUCCUAUGGUCCCAUUCUCAUUGUUUACCGAGUGUUCAGAAUUUUUCACAAUAGCAAAAGAUAUUCUGAAAUGCAUUAGUGAGAUUUCAAUUGAUGAUGUGUUUGAGGAACUAGAAAGACGUCGAUUAAAUGACGAAGAAUUAUCAGAUUUGUUCAAGUGGUGGAUAGGGUACCGUUCCAAAAAUUAUAUAACUGAUGAACAAUUUCGUAAAUUUAUGUGCCUCGUUUCUAUAGGAGACGAUCUUACACCUCUUAAUCAUAUUCGCUACUUCCUAAACCCACAUGUUAUUCCACCAACUAUUGAAGUUCCACCAGAUGUUUUACCUUACUCUAUUAGUAAACCAUUACGAAAAGAAGACUUGGAGGCUCAUUUUGGAAAUUGGACUGAGCUUACCAUCUUGACGUGGACUCAGUAUAUUUUUACAAAACCUGGAAUAGAUGAUCCUGAUUUUGCAGAAAAAAUUUUGAGAAUCAUUUCGCAUCAAUUUAAAAACUUGUCAAAGUCUGACCUCAAAGCAAUAAAAAAAAUCAUGGCUAAAAAGAGAUGCAUUCCAACAGUAUCUGGUAUGAAAUUACCUAAAGAAUCUUACUUUCCAGAUGUCAAGUUAUUACCUGAUCUGCCGAACGUUAAUUUAAAACAACACAAAACAAAAAACCUCGACGAGUUUUUAUUGUUUAUUGGCGUGAAAAAACAUGUUGAGUUGCAACUUGUGUUUGAUCAACUUUUUAAUAAAGGAAGUUGGGAUCAUAUGGAGUUAAUAAAAUAUUUGACCUCAAUUGACCUUGGAUGUGACGAUAUAGAAAAAUUGGAAACUUCGGUAAUAUGGCCAAUUGAAUCUGGAAACGAAACCCAAAAAUUUACGGCAAAAGAAUUAUAUGCACCAUUGCCCAAAUUAAUUGAACUUGAAUUACCCAUCAUCAAAUGGAAAGGCCGAUUUUAUAAAAAUACUAAAGAAGGCAAAUUUAUCUUAAAACUUGGUCUACGUGAAUAUCCACCACUCGAUGAAAUUCUUAAACUGGCAUCGAAUUCUCCUAUUCGUCAAAAAGCAUUUGAAUAUUUUCUUGAUAAUUUUAGAGAUAAAUAUGCUAAAGAUUAUGAUGCAAGGUCAAUAAAUGUGCCAUUUCUGCCGUGCAUGGAUCCAAAUGUUUAUUCAGAACCCUCAAAAUGUUUUUUUAAUCCUGAAUGUGCAAUAAUGGGAUUUAAUGUACUACGCAAAGAUUUACGUUGUAGAGCUGAAGAAUUGGGUGUAGUGCAAAAUCCAGAUCACUCGCAGUUGUCGGAUAAACUAAUCAAAGAGCUUCCAGAAAAUGAAGAAAAGGCUAAGCUGGUUUUUGAAUUUUUAUUUUCAUGCACAUCUAGUUCAGACUCGACUGCUUUUAGUAAAUUGAAAUUUAUUCCAACCCGUGACAAAGAUCUACCUAAUACAUUCAAAUACAAUCUUCCACAAGAUUGUUUUUUCAUGAACUCUGAAGAAGAAAGGACCGAACUCAUAGAUUUCUUUCCUUAUGUUGAUUUUGGAGAUAAGGCAAAUGUAUUUUUACGAAAUUGUGGUGUCAAAGAUAAACCAUCACCAUCCCAACUAGCUGAAUUUCUUGUUAACUCCUCAGAUGCAUUUUUGGAGAAAAUUGAUGGAAAUAAAGAUAAAUACGUCUCAAUAUUGGAUAAAAUUGCUAUUGAUUUUUCUUCCAUCGAAAAGAAUUCAGGACUUUUAUUCAAGAUGAAGCGAGAGCAAAUCUUGCUAGGAAAGAAUAAUGACAAGGCAGGCAAUGUAAAAUAUGAGUUAGCACGUGCAAAAGAUAUUUAUAUAAACGACAAUUCAUUUUAUGCUGACAUGUUUAAGCCACUAACUUGCCCCAUCGAUGAAUUAUUAGAAAAGUUAUAUCGGAGUCUCGGAAGUUAUUCUUUGGAUAGCAGUGUUACAUCAUCUUUUGUUACAAUAGGAACUCCAGAACUCACAGGAAAGUCUCAAGAAUUGCAGAAUUUAAUUAGAGAGCGUUUUCCGUUAUUUUAUUAUAAUAAAGAGCCAUAUAAGAUCAAAUUUCCUGAAGAUUCGAUGAAAGAAUUGAAUGUAAUGGAAGUUGAAGAUAUUAAAGGAACCUAUCGCUUUAAUGAAAAAACCAAAACUGAUUCGAAGGCUUGUAAAAUAGAAUCCAAUAAAGAAAAGCGUAAAUUUACAAUAUAUUUCAAAUGUGACGAAGAUGAACCAGAUCUUUUAGGUAUUGCUGCUGAAAUUUCACAACAUAUUUAUGAAAAACCAGAACCUCAGGAUACUUCACACAUAAGUAUUUUAUUAAUGACGCCACUAAAUGCGCUUAAAAAGAAUGGAUAUCCGGUGGAUCGUAUGCUGGAAGAAAGAACAAAAAACACUAUUAAAAUUCCCACUGCCACAAUGCGAAAUCAAGAAGAAUGGGAUUUUGGAUUAUUCCAAAAUCCUUUUUAUAUUAAUCCACCAUGGAAGAUGCUUGGUUCUGGGUCAGAUCCUAUCCAUUGUUCAAAAGAAUAUUUGCGUGAAGCAUUGCGUAAUGGUGUGAGUUCUUGUUGUCCCAAUUCAAGAGCAGUAAUUGAUUUUCAAACUGGGUUAAAUGUUGACAGAGAGCCUGAAAAGAAUCAUUGCGAUAUUUCACAAGGUCAACCAUUAAAACGUGUCAGAGUAAUUAAUGAGAUCAAUAUUUAUAUCCUUAAGAAACUAGUUGAAUCGAAAGUUUUAACAUAUGCCAGAUUAAAAUCUAUAGGAAAUUUCAUCAAGAUUCUUAAGGAUCUUUGUGAGGUUUUUGAACUCAACCCUAAAACGAUUAAUAUCUUUUAUGAUCCAGAAGUAGACAUGAUUGCAUUUAAUUCCGCAAAGUCCUUGUUCUUCAAUUUAGAAUUUUACAUAUCUCUUCAUGAUUCCAAUGGCCAACCACCUUCUGCUGAUGUAAUGUUUUAUUGGUUUAUGAGUAUGUGUCACGAGCUGGCUCACAAUUUUGUGUAUGCCCAUAAUUCCGAUCAUGAGUAUUAUUUAUCAUCGUAUUGUAGAACUUAUUUUGAUAAAUUUUUAACUAAAUUAGAUAAACUUAAUAUGAUAAGUUGUAGAAAAUGA